AUGUUUCUACAACUACAUCCAAUCAUAUCGAUACUAUCAUACAUAACAAUAGGAUGGUUGAUAUUCUUUACAUUCUUGAAGAUAUUACAAAUAACAUAUGGCCAGGUACUCCUGGACUUCCUCAACUCGAUAUCAGUACAUAUACAGUUGUUCUCAUUGAAUUGGUCAACUACACAAUUGAAUGCACCACUUAAACGACUAUCUACAAGAUUCGAUCGAUUCUGGCAUCAUUGGUAUCGUGUGGGCAAUACCAUCGUCAUACUCUUGGUACCUCUGGCACUACUAUCACUCAUAUACAAUCUAUUCAUUCUACUAUCACAACGAUCUACAAACAAUGCCAUCAUCACUCCAAUCGUACCUGGCGUCAACUUCCCGACAUCACACUUGGCCUAUCUGAUACUGUCCUUCAUCUUUAGUGCCAUCAUACAUGAGGCUGGACAUGCGAUAUGUUUCCUCAACCUCAACCGAAGGAUCAAUGAAGUUGGCAUCCACAUGUUCUUCAUAUUCCCAAGUGCCUAUGUCAACAUCAAUGCAGAGGACCUGAAACGGAUCGCACAUGGAAUGAAGCUGCGGGUAUUCACAGCAGGUGUCUGGCACAACAUUGUACUGAGUCUGGUGAUAUAUUUGUUGAUGCCACUGACACCUUAUGCAUUGAUGCCACUCUAUCACUACUCGACCAAGGAGCUCUAUAUUAACAACAUACCAAAAGAGUCAUUGUUGCAUGGCUCUGUCAAGGUUGGUGACAGAGUGCUAGCAGUUGGAGACUGCACUGUAACAGAUGCCAACAGUUACUUCCAAUGCAUCGACAUCACAUGGAACCAACCAAACUCAUACUGUCUACCAAUUGGAUUCAAAGACUGUGUAGAUACAACUCAGAAUAUAAGAGCAUGCAUUGAGCAUGAACAACUGUUUCACAUGAAGCCUUGUGCCAACUCAUCGACAUGUGGCGCAAUGGAUAAGAAGUGCACCAGUCUUGCACCUUCACGAAUGUUUAAUCUAAUACUGGAAAGUCAUGGAAACGAUUACAAAGGCAAAGAGGAGUUGCCAUUCAUUGGUACAGCACAAGAAUUAUGGGACUCUUUCUCAACAAGUCACUACAGAGCAAGAUGGUCAUGGAUACAAUCAGUGGACCUUCAUUAUUUCUUUAUGACAUUGCAGAACUUUAUCAUUGCCGUAUCAUUGGGAUUGGCCAUGUUGAACAUGUUGCCAAUUGGAGGCCUGGACGGCCACUUUAUUAUGACAUCACUCCUGCACCUGGCGGUGACACAUCACUACCCGGCCAUGCCCGUUGAGCGCCAGGAGGCACUACGCGACUCAAUCUACUCCCACAUCUCCCUAGGCUCGACCAUAUUGCUAGGCGUAAACCUCUUGAUAUCCUUUUAUUUCAUUAUUGCAAAGUAA
This is a messenger RNA of Acytostelium subglobosum LB1, 1401 nucleotides long. RefSeq lists its product as hypothetical. Gene Ontology annotation, cellular component: cytoplasm; membrane. The record is from RefSeq and is a predicted model, not a curated record. The transcript has 7 exons. NCBI's taxonomy places the organism in Eukaryota, Evosea, Eumycetozoa, Acytosteliales, Acytosteliaceae. Bases 1 to 1401 code for a protein of 466 amino acids. Gene Ontology annotation, molecular function: metalloendopeptidase activity. Gene Ontology annotation, biological process: membrane protein intracellular domain proteolysis; regulation of response to endoplasmic reticulum stress.